Molecule: messenger RNA, 3293 nt
Organism: Menidia menidia (Atlantic silverside)
Lineage: Eukaryota; Metazoa; Chordata; Actinopteri; Atheriniformes; Atherinopsidae
Source: the annotation of a GenBank genome assembly
AACAAUCAGGUUAAAGGACAUGAAGAAGUACGGCUGGAACAGCGUCACAGAUUUAAUUUUCAGAAAUCCUGCAGUUGUUGGACAGGAUCCUCAUGUGGAUGUCCAGGAUGAAAAUACUGAGCGUGGGAACUGGUCCAGCAAAAGGGAUUACAUCCUCUCUAUGAUUGGCUAUGCUGUUGGACUGGGAAAUAUCUGGAGAUUUCCAUAUUUAACCUACAAGAAUGGAGGGGGAGCUUUUCUUAUCCCCUAUUUUGUAAUGUUGGUGGUCGUUGGAAUUCCUCUCUUCUUCUUGGAAAGUGCCUUUGGUCAGUUCUGCAGCCAAGGUUCAAUCAAUGUAUGGAGAGCAGUGCCAAUAUUGCAGGGUGUCGGCAUUGCCACGGUCAUGGUGACUUUUAUAGUAUCAAUUUAUUACAAUGUCAUCAUUGGCUACAGCCUGUACUACAUGUUUGCCUCCAUGCAGUCUCCUCUGCCAUGGUCCAGUUGCUUCAGCUGGGCGGACAGCAGUUGCAGCAACACAUCUAUAGUGAAUUGUACUUUAAGUGAAGUUUUUAUGGGCAACGGGACUCAGCAAAACAGUACUUGUUCUUCACCCAACAUGAUUCCAGAUUCUGUGCAAAGUCCGAGCGAGCAGUAUUGGGAUCGGGUUGCUCUGCAGAGAUCCAGUGGUUUAGAUGAGACAGGACCAGUAGUUUGGCAUCUAGCGCUCUGCCUGCUGCUGAGCUCCAUAAUUGUUGCUGCAGCACUCAUCAGGGGCAUCAAGUCAUCAGGCAAAGUGGUGUAUUUCACAGCUACGUUUCCUUAUGCGGUGAUUUUGAUCCUGCUGAUCAGAGGUGUGACACUAGAGGGAGCUAAAGAUGGUAUAGAGUUUUACAUUGGUUCACAAUCCAAUUUGACAAAGCUAUACGAAGCACAGGUGUGGAAAGACGCCGCAACUCAGACCUUCUAUUCUCUCUCUAUUGGGUGGGGUGGACUCAUGACUCUCGCUUCCUACAACAACUUUCACAACAAUGUGUUCAAGGACUCAUUUAUUGUAACACUUACUAAUGCUGGGACCAGUGUGUUAGCAGGCUUUGCUAUAUUUUCAAUACUGGGUCACAUGGCUUACAUCUACAAAAUACCUGUUGGAGAAGUGGUAAAGGAAGGAUUUGGCCUGGCCUUCAUUGCCUAUCCUGAUGCUCUUUCAAAGCUGCCCAUUUCUCCAUUCUGGUCCAUUAUGUUCUUCUUCAUGCUUUUGACUGUUGGGCUGGACUCUCAAUUUGCAGGAAUCGAGGUAUUAACUACCUGCCUGCACGAUGCGUUCCCUAAAACCUUCAAAUCCAAACGGGCCCUACUGACAAUAACCACAUGUUCUAUUAUCUAUCUCCUGGGUCUGCCAUGUGUCACAAGAGCAGGAAUAUAUUGGGUGACUCUCAUCGACCAGUUUGUCGCCAGCUGGGUGCUGCUCAUUUUGGUUCUCUUUGAAAUCAUUGGUGUCAGCUACAUUUAUGGAGGGAACCGUUUUAUUAAAGAUAUUGAGAUGAUGCUGGGAAAUAAGACUUCACUUUUCUGGCUUUGGUGGAGAGUCUGCUGGUUCUUUAUUAGCCCCUGUAUCAUAGCAGUCAUAUUGGGAUGGUCUGUGGUCACCUUUGUCUCCCCCACCUAUGGGAAACAAGCCUAUCCAUCCUGGGGUUUGGCUCUUGGAUGGUGCAUGGUUGCAUUCAUCCUUAUCUGGAUCCCAGCUGUCGCUGUGUACAAGCUUAUAAGAGCAAAAGGAAACACCUGGAAGCGUCUUAAGUCACUGUGCUCUCCAUCUGAAGAGUGGCACCCCUACCUGGACAUCCAUCGAGGGGAGCGCUACUCAGAAGAACGCUGCCGCUGUAGGAAGAUAAAUAAGAACAAUGGAGAGGCAACAGUUAAUGUUAUCUCCAGCUCAUGGCUCUGAGUUGUGUUAGUGUGCUACUUAUCUUUUCUCCGGAGUUUUAUUUUAUUCAACUUUUGUGACAUCCAGGACAGAGUAAUGUAUUCUAGUAAGGGGAUUAGUUUGUGUCAAUCAUGUUUUGUACUCUACUUGAAGCUGUGUGAUUUCCCCACCAACAAACUAAAAACAGAAUUUCCAUCAACCGACUGACUUUUGGAGGCAGUUUUUCCUAAGGCAGGUGGUGUGGUUAAUCUUUAAACAUAACCAGCAAUGGUCGUCUGCUCUUCUAUUUUGAAAUCCAGCCUCCAAAUGUGGACUGUCUGGCGGUUAAAGCUCUCCUUUCAUGAAUAUUGUUCAGGCUGGAUACAUACACAUGGCUUAUGCAUGUCAUGUUUUCACAGACAAGUGAAAUGAGUUCAACUUGAAGUCUUAAUAUCACAUGAAGUCAAAUCUGUGCUGUUAGCACAAGUGAAGGUAGCCAUUCUUCAUACACACUCCACAAGCCAAGAUUUAUGUUUGGACAUAUGCGAGAGACAGCAGCUUCAGAAAAAAGAAAAGAAAAAAAUUGUGGUGGUGAAAACCUCUUAAAACUACAGCUUCUAUCUGUUUUACAGGCAGCUCUUUAUAGUUUAUUUGACUUAACCUCACAUUAUCAGUUUGGGUCAUCUUAUGGUCACGACACAAUAGCAUUUUUUCUCCUUUUUAUUUCUGAGUUGUUCAGGUUACUGUCAUCAUGAAAGCUGCAUGACUCUUCAACAGUCAACACACAUUUUGAAGCUGCAGGUUCUCGUGACUUACACACAGAAAGGAUUUUUGCCUCUACAACUGCAUGUCUAAAGGGGCUGACUGACUCUAUUAUUCUCAGUAUCAUGUCACUGCAUUUGAAAAUAUUUUAUGAACAUAAAAUAUUAAAACAGACUUCAGAAUUUUAAAAAGAUCAUGUAAAUGGGAACUGGAUAUCUUUUGCCAGCCCCCUUGUGAUUUAUUGCUUAAUGUGGCAUUAUGAUCCUUUAAUAUCACUAAAUAUCUCAGUAAUUCAUUACAACCAUUUUAAUUAUUCUAAAUUCACCUGAGAUGUUUAUUUCUGUGUUUUAUUGUAGUCUGUAAUUAAACUUGUCUUUCAGUGCCAAGAAAAGAAAGUGUUCUAUCAGUCCUCACCCUCUAUUUGUUACCGAUGUUUUUCUUAUGGGAAGAUACCUUUUAUCAUGUUCUCUUGUAUGCGAUAAAACUAUGUAUCGCUGAAGAUGCAAGUUAACUUGAAUGAUGCUGAAAAAACAUUUCAGGCUGUUGAAGAAUGUGUUGUCUCUUUUUUCAAUUCAUUAUUUUCAAACUGUUUCUAAGGGCUUGGGGCUUAACAGUGUCACACUUAUCUCACAAUAUGAAUGUGAAUAAAUCA